AUGGAACUCAUGUUUGCCGAGUGGGAAGACGGGGAGAGGUUUUCCUUCGAAGACUCGGACCGCUUCGAGGAAGACUCGCUUUGCUCCUUCAUUUCCGAGGCGGAGAGCCUGUGCCAGAACUGGAGAGGAUGGCGGAAACAGUCAGCCGGACCCAACUCGCCCACUGUCAAAAUGAAAGAUGGGUCGGUGAUCCCACUGGUGGAACUGUCAGCCAAGCAGGUGGCAUUUCACAUUCCCUUUGAAGUAGUGGAAAAAGUCUACCCACCUGUGCCUGAGCAACUGCAGCUCCGUAUUGCCUUUUGGAGCUUUCCAGAGAACGAAGAAGAUAUCAGGCUAUAUUCAUGCUUGGCAAAUGGCAGUGCAGAUGAGUUCCAACGAGGCGAGCAACUCUUCAGAAUGAGGGCUGUUAAAGACCCAUUACAGAUAGGUUUCCACCUGAGUGCCACAGUGGUGCCUCCACAGAUAGUGCCACCCAAAGGAGCCUACAACGUGGCAGUAAUGUUUGACAGAUGCAGGAUCACCUCAUGCAGCUGUACUUGUGGAGCUGGGGCUAAAUGGUGUGCCCAUGUGGUAGCCCUUUGUCUCUUUCGGAUACACAAUGCAUCUGCAGUUUGCUUGCGAGCGCCUGUCUCUGAGUCCCUGUCUCGACUACAAAGGGAUCAGUUGCAGAAAUUUGCACAGUACCUCAUCAGCGAACUCCCUCAACAGAUACUUCCAACGGCUCAGCGUCUACUUGAUGAGCUGCUAUCCUCUCAGUCCACUGCCAUCAACACUGUAUGUGGAGCCCCAGAUCCUACUGCUGGUCCAUCUGCCUCUGAUCAAAGCACCUGGUACUUGGAUGAAUCUACAUUAAGUGAUAACAUAAAGAAAACUCUUCACAAAUUUUGCGGUCCCUCUCCUGUUGUAUUUAGUGAUGUGAAUUCCAUGUACCUGUCCUCCACGGAACCCCCAGCUGCUGCUGAGUGGGCCUGUCUGUUACGCCCCCUAAGAGGGAGAGAACCUGAAGGCAUAUGGAACCUGCUUUCAAUUGUUCGCGAGAUGUUUAAGAGACGGGAUACCAACGCAGCUCCUCUUCUGGAGAUCCUGACAGACCAAUGUUUAACAUAUGAACAGAUAACUGGCUGGUGGUACAGUGUAAGGACAUCAGCAUCCCAUAGUAGUGCAAGUGGACAUACUGGCCGGAGCAAUGGCCAGUCAGAAGUUGCUGCUCACGCUUGUGCAAGUAUGUGUGACGAGAUGGUGGUUCUUUGGAGACUUGCUGUCUUGGAUCCAACUAUUAGCCCUCAUCGGCGAAGGGACUUGUGCACACAGCUAAGGCAGUGGCAGUUGAAGGUAAUAGACAAUGUCAAAAGAGGGCAGCAUAAGAAGUCUCUUGAGAAGCUAUUCCAUGGAUUCAAGCCAGCUGUGGAAGCUUGCUAUUUCAAUUGGGAGGAGGCAUAUCCUAUCCCAGGCAUCACCUACAGCAGUGCUGACAAAAAGAACUCCUUUUGUUGGGUCAAGGCCAUCCAGCAGAGGAACUGCAGGCCGCCGUGUAUAGAAAAUUUUUCCGAGGCAGGGAGAAGCCACGGAACAGAUGCCAUGGGGACGUGUUUGCAGCUGGGAGACCGGUCACGCCUGGCAUCUCAGGAGCCAGCCGUGCGCCCCAAAGAACUUAUUGGGAAACGGAAAGUGGUGUCCGAAGGCCCCCAGCGGGUUCUGAGAAGACUUUCAGCGGAAGGGGACAAAGCUUCAUAUAAAACAACCGUGAACAAGGGCAAGCUUCCGGUGGGAAAGAACCUAGCCAGCAAACAUGGCGGGAAGCGUCGUAUGAGCAGCGAGGACAGUUCUUUGGAGCCGGACUUGGCCGAGUUGACUUUAGAUGACAGUAGCUUGGCUCUUGGAGCAGAGGCAAGCAACACCUUCAGCUUCACAGACAGCCCGCUGAGCAGAAGCUACAGAGAUACUUUUGAGGAUGAAGGUGGGGUGUAUUUCUCUGAGGCAACCGAGCCUGCCCACAGAAGCAGUCCUUCCACCAAGAAGCUUUCCAAGGAACCCGCGGAGGAAGUGGGCAGUGGAGAUGAUGAUCUCCACGGCCCGGAUGAAAGUAGUGCCGGGGUAUGUCCCAAGCCAAAAGAGGUGGAGGAAAACGGCGCUGCUGGAGGAGAAGAGGAAGAAGAUGACUAUCAAGUAUAUUAUUUAAACGCCCAGGAGGUGGCUAAGGAAGAAGAUGAGAAAGCAGAGGGUGGGACUGAAGAAGAGCAAGACAUGUUUGCUGGAAUAAAACCCUUGGAGCAAGAAAACCGAAUGGAGGUCCUGUUUGCCUGCGCAGAGGCUCUUCACGCACACGGCUAUAGCAGCGAAGCGUGUCGUCUCACUGUCGAACUUGCAAAAGACUUGCUGGCUAAUCCUCCUGAUCUCAAAGUGGAGCAACCCCCAACCAAGGGAAAGAAGAAUAAAGUAUCUACCAGCAAACAGACUUGGAUAGCAACCAACACUUUAUCCAAAGCUGCUUUUCUACUGACUGUACUGAGUGAGCGGCAAGAAUAUCACAAUCUAGCUUUCCAGAUUGGCAUGUUUGCUCUGGAGUUACAGAGGCCGCCAGCAUCUACCAAGGCCCUGGAGGUCAAGCUGGCUUACCAGGAGUCUGAGAUCGUGGCCUUGUUGAAGAAGAUCCCACUUGGCUCUAGCGAGAUGAAUACUAUUCGGGGGAGAGCCGAAGAGCUGAGGGAAGGAACCCUGUGCGAUUAUCGCCCUGUCCUGCCUCUCAUGCUCGCUAGCUUCAUAUUUGAUGUCUUAUGUGCUCCAGGGUCAAGACCCCCAAGCCGUAAUUGGAACAAUGAAAUGCCUGGAGAUGAAGAACUUGGCUUUGAGGCAGCCGUGGCAGCACUUGGCAUGAAGACAACAGUGAGCGAAGCAGAGCAUCCUCUUCUGUGUGAAGGUACCCGAAGAGAGAAAGGAGAUCUAGCUUUAGCCCUGAUGAUCACUUACAAGGAUGAUCAGUCUAAACUCAAAAAAAUCUUAGAUAAGCUGCUGGACAGGGAAAGUCAGACCCACAAGCCUCAAACUCUGAGUUCCUUCUACUCGUCCAGCAAACCUACAGUACCCAAUCAGAAAUCUCCUUCCAAACAUGCUACCCAGUCAACUGCACCCAUGCAGCAUCUCCCAGGAACAUCUGUGGCACAGCAGACAGGUGUACCGCCUACAGUCCAAAGCAAUCCUUCCGAACCCUUUAUAGAGAAGACUACCCAAGAGAACCCUCAGAGAUCCCCUUGUGAUCCACCUGUGGAGUCCAGUAUCUUAAAGCAAGAAGGGAAAGUUCCUAGCCGAAUAGCUCUUGGAAGUAGAGGGGGCUACAACGGAAGAUGCUGGGGUUCGCCAGUCAGACAGAAAAAGAAGCACACAGGAAUGGCAAGCAUUGAUAGCAGUGCCCCGGAAACCACCUCUGACAGUUCCCCCACCCUCAGUCGGCGCCCCCUCCGAGGGGGCUGGGCAACUACCUCCUGGGGCCGGGGACAGGACAGCGACAGCAUCAGCAGUUCUUCCAGUGAUUCCUUGGGUUCCUCUUCUUCCAGCGGAAGUCGGAGGGCCAGUGGAGGGGCACGUGCAAAGACCGUGGAGGUUGGGAGAUACAAGGGCAGGCGACCGGAGAGCCAUGCCCCCCACGUCCCAAAUCAGCCCUCGGAGGCAGCUGCUCACUUUUAUUUUGAGUUGGCCAAGACAGUUCUCAUUAAGGCUGGGGGAAACAGCAGCACCUCCAUUUUCACCCACCCGUCUUCUAGCGGUGGCCACCAAGGGCCUCAUCGUAACCUUCACCUCUGCGCCUUUGAAAUUGGACUCUAUGCAUUGGGACUGCACAACUUUGUCUCGCCAAACUGGCUCUCUCGGACUUAUUCCUCCCAUGUCUCUUGGAUCACAGGGCAAGCCAUGGAGAUUGGCAGUGCAGCCUUGAAUAUCUUGGUGGAGUGCUGGGAUGGUCACCUAACCCCCCCAGAAGUGGCAUCGUUGGCCGACAGAGCUUCAAGAGCUCGGGAUUCCAAUAUGGUGCGAUCAGCCGCUGAGUUGGCGUUGAGCUGUUUGCCACAUGCACAUGCCUUGAACCCCAAUGAGAUCCAAAGGGCCCUGGUCCAGUGCAAAGAGCAGGAUAAUCUAAUGUUGGAGAAGGCUUGCUUGGCUGUAGAAGAGGCCGCCAAAGGCGGCGGAGUUUAUCCUGAAGUUCUAUUCGAAGUUGCUCAUCAGUGGUACUGGUUGUAUGAGCAAACGGUUGGGGUAACUCUUGCCCAGAGGGAAGGAGCAACAGGCUGCAGUGCAAACGGAGCCCGGGCGCCGUGCGAAACAGUCCGUGGACAGCCAGACACCAGAGUGACGUCAGAAUCCGCCACAGUAACGGUGGCUGCUGCGGUGACGGCAGCAGCCACGGUAGUGCCUGUGAUCUCAGUGGGGUCCACCAUAUACCAGCAGCACACCGUGGCAGGACCAGCAAUGGCACACGCGCACACCCAGGGCCUGCACCCCUACACGACACUCCAGACCCACAUUCCUUGCAAUCCUCAAUACAUCAGCCAUCCUCUUCAGCACAUGCCACGGCCAGCAGUCUUUCCAGUGCCCGGUUCUGCUUAUCCACAGGGUGUCCACCCAGCGUUCAUCGGGGCCCAGUACCCCUACUCGGUAACGACUCCGUCUUUGGCGGCAGCCGCGGUGUCAUUUCCAGGAGUCGCUGUCCCUUCCAUGACACAGAUCGCCAUGCACCCGUACCACGCUGAGACAGGGCUCUCUCUGUCUUCCAAUGUAGCAAUAGGAAGUGUUCACGCAGGGUCUACUUUCCCAGCAAUUCAAGGGACUUCCUUAACAAGCUUGUCUUCUCAGCCCAGCUCCCUUGUGACGGGGGGCUUUCCUUCGGAAGACGAACAACACAGCCAGCCGGUCAGUGCUCAAGGGUUGCACUAUCUUCAUUCCGCCUACCGAGUUGGGAUGUUGGCGUUGGAGAUGCUUGGUCGCCGGGCUCACAAUGACCACCCCAACAACUUCUCACGCAGCCCCCCCUACACAGAAGAUGUGAAGUGGCUCCUGGGACUAGCGGCCAAAUUAGAUCAUCAUGGAGUCCCUGCAGAGACUCAACCCUGCCCAUGUCCACAACCACUUGCGCACCCCUGCCUUUCACCAGUUGGUGCAGAGAUGCCAGCAGGCGUAUAUUCAGUACAUCCAUCAUCGUCUGAUCCAUCUCACUCCAGCGGACUACGACGACUUUGUGAAUGCCAUCCGCAGCGCCCGAAGCGCCUUCUGCCUGACUCCGAUGGGCAUGAUGCAGUUCAACGACAUCCUUCAGAAUCUGAAACGCAGCAAACAGACCAAGGAUCUGUGGCAACGGGUCUCUCUGGAAAUGACUACCUUUUCACCCUGAUGCCCCCAUCUUGCGUCCUUCCUUGUGGGAUCUUUUUAAUUUUAGCUAUUUGGAAACCACUGAUUCAAUGUAUUUCUACCAUGACAUUCCUUGUCCAUGUGGCUGUGGCUGUGUUCUACUUCCCUCUUUUCUCUCCUCCCCAGCAAGUGAAGGCAAGGAAACUCUGUCUGUGUGCGUGUGUGUAUGCCUGUGUGUGUGUGUGCGAGUGAGAGAGAGGGGGAGCUGGCUGAUCACCGGUCGACAGUUUUUCGUCUUUUUCCUAUAUAGGGAUGUCUUUAUAAACGAUCAUCAUUUCUGCCUUUUUCGCUCUCUCUUGCUGGGCGUGUAUGCAUGCACGUUAGGGGUAGGAUCAUAAGCCUGUUUCUUUUUGAUAUUUAUUUUGGCAUUUAUAAAUAUGUAUACUACUUUCUAUACGGUUCUUAAAAUUUCAGCCGUUACCGGGGCCAGAAGAGGCAAAGAGUUUGCUUUCUGCUCAUCCAGGUUUUCCUCCAUCGCAGUUCCUUCCUACUUCCUGCCACGGUAGAGAAGCUCAGCCUGAAAAAAAAGGUCCAUCAUCCAGCACAGCUUACCUGUUUGGAUGGGCAAAGACACCACUGGAAGCAUCUGGCCUCCGCAAGUAUGGAACUGGCUGGUACGAUUUCUUUGCUCUUAGAUAAGUGAUCUGAGGGCCUCCUCUUCAGACGACAUAGGAUAUGGAAUGGCUCCCAAGUUGUAUAGUCAUGUUCCUUUGGCUGAGAUGUUAGCUCUCCUGUAAUCAGUUUCUUAUUCUUUGUUUCAGUUUCCCGAUUAAAACCCUCAUUUUUCUUA
Molecule: messenger RNA, 6184 nt
Organism: Protobothrops mucrosquamatus (brown spotted pit viper)
Lineage: Eukaryota; Metazoa; Chordata; Lepidosauria; Squamata; Viperidae
Gene: ZSWIM8
Product: zinc finger SWIM-type containing 8
Exons: 26
Coding region: 1-5586 (1861 amino acids)
Cellular component (GO): Cul2-RING ubiquitin ligase complex
Molecular function (GO): zinc ion binding
Source: RefSeq, a predicted model, not a curated record